GGGAGGCCCAGCCCCUGCCCCGCGCUGCCCACCGCGGGUGUCUCUCCCCGGCCAGGGACCGUGCGCUGCGCCUCGGCGCCCCCGAGUGGAGGGAGAGGUCUUAGAUCAGCACAGAAACUCGGAAGACAAAGACAAGUUCGACAAUGUCGUACAGACGAGAACUAGAGAAAUACCGUGACCUGGAUGAAGAUGAAAUCCUUGGAGCCCUAACAGAGGAAGAGCUUCGGACCCUGGAAAAUGAGCUGGAUGAGCUGGAUCCUGAUAAUGCACUGCUGCCUGCAGGCCUGAGGCAGAAGGAUCAGACCACCAAGGCGCCCACGGGCCCCUUUAAAAGGGAAGAGCUCUUGGAUCACUUGGAAAAGCAAGCAAAGGAGUUUAAGGACCGAGAAGACCUGGUUCCCUACACAGGGGAAAAGCGAGGAAAGGUCUGGGUCCCCAAGCAGAAGCCAAUGGAUCCUGUGCUGGAAAGUGUGACACUGGAGCCGGAGCUGGAGGAGGCCUUGGCAAAUGCCUCAGAUGCAGAACUCUGUGAUAUUGCAGCUAUCCUGGGCAUGCACACUCUCAUGAGCAACCAGCAGUACUACCAGGCCUUGGGCAGCAGCUCCAUCGUGAACAAGGAAGGACUCAACAGUGUGAUCAAACCAACACAAUACAAGCCUGUGCCCGACGAAGAACCAAAUUCAACAGACGUGGAGGAAACACUGGAGCGGAUAAAGAACAACGACCCGACACUUGAAGAGGUUAACCUCAACAACAUCCGGAACAUCCCCAUACCUACCCUCAAGGCGUACGCAGAAGCCCUGAAAGACAAUUCGUAUGUGAAGAAAUUCAGCAUCGUGGGGACACGGAGCAAUGACCCCGUGGCAUAUGCCCUUGCUGAGAUGCUCAAGGAAAACAAGGUGUUGAAGACACUGAACGUGGAGUCCAACUUCAUUUCCGGAGCUGGGAUCCUACGCCUGGUGGAAGCUCUUCCAUACAACACUUCUUUAGUGGAACUGAAAAUUGAUAACCAGAGCCAGCCCCUGGGCAACAAAGUGGAAAUGGAAAUUGUAAGCAUGUUGGAAAAGAACACAACGCUCCUGAAAUUCGGCUACCACUUUACCCAGCAGGGGCCCCGGCUGCGGGCAUCCAACGCCAUGAUGAACAACAACGAUCUUGUGAGGAAGAGGCGGCUCGCAGACUUGACUGGGCCCAUCAUUCCCAAGUGCCGGAGUGGCGUCUAGUGUGUGGCAGCGACGACCACGCUCUUGAACUGGACAUGUUCUACUGAUACUCUGUGCUCUGCAGUGGAAACCAGGAGGCAAAAUGCCGGCACAAAACCCUUUUGUGGUUCAGUUCUUUAUGCACUAAGGUUUUAGGUUAACUAGUGGUUGUAGUUGAAAAUUUUAUAAACUAUGGUUAAUGUGAAGUUUUUCUUUAGUCACAGGAGUUCAGUCUGGUUAUUAUUUAAAAACUAAGACGCCCCUGAACCGGCAGAUCUUACUGAUGAUGCUAUAGCAGCAGUGACUUACCCCCAAGAGCCUGGUUUGGGUGGCCUUGCUAUGUGGUGUUUCAGGAGUAUUUAAAAUGUGCAACCCAUGAACAAACAGCACACUCUUCCACAAGAUUUAGAAGCAUUAUAAAAUAUUUAUUACAAAUUUGAUCUUAUCUGGUUAGCAAACAGAUCAUAAUUCUUUAUUAACCCUCCUUUAAAUUUUAAGAACUUCGAGAUUAAAGUUGCCAAAUUGAUUACCAGAUCAAGAAUAUAAUUAUGCCCCUCGAGAAAGACAGAAAGACGGGAGCCACAGAGCUCUGCCAGGAAUCAUAGAACACGAGAGUCCUUUUGCUGGAAAUAAGGAAAUGACAGAAAAGCCAAUGGUAAGAUUUCAAGUUUCAAAAACCAAGCCCAGGCACCAGACAUCUCCCUGAGUGUUCCUUAUGAACAGCUGGGAUUUAAUUAUAAUCAAUACCGGCGUCAGAAAGAAUUUUGUCCUUAUCGAAUGCCAACCUUCUGAUGGAUGUGAAAACCUAUGGCCAAAUACUUGAAAACACCUUUCUGUGUUGCACCGUGGGCUAACGGCUUAUGAGGUCAAACAUUAGAGGGAUGCAUUUCUCGUCCACCGUGGUUAUGCUGACAAACUUCAACGACCUGUGGUCGCACCUAUUAGACAAGUCAUUGCUAACCUCAUGCCUGUAAAAGUUAAAGCCUCUGGAGGCCAGUGGUGAAGAUCCAGAUAUUAAAGAAUUAGGAAACCCUGGCCAAACCGUCCCAAGAUGAUUAUUCUGAAAACAUAAUUUUGGUAUUUCUGCCGCCUCCUUUUUUUAACAUCAUGUGCACCUCUUGGGGUCCAGCAAAAAUGUUAAGCCACAGUGCCCUUGUGCCUUUUAAUAUACCACAGUGCCAGUUAAGCUACUAUUUCUGUUGCUUAGGGAGUUAUUUUCAUGAGUGAUUGGGCAAAUCUUAUGAUAAAGGACAGGCUAAAGAGCUGAUGAGCACAGACUAAGCUGCAGAGCACUGAGCAGAGGCUUUUGACAAUAAAGAGUCUUGCACACUGAACUGUGAUGACGUGGACAGUACAGGGUAACCAGAGGUGGAGCCAGGGCCUCACCACUAUGAAAGAGUGUCUCCUGAGGCUGCACAUGGGCCCAGGAGUGGCACCGUGCUGCAGGGACAGCCAUCCCCACCGGCUUCUCUUUGAAACACAAAUUGCAGCUCUAUUCUGCAUCACUGGAAACUGCAACAUAAUAUUAAAUCUGUUGGUCUAUGAA
Molecule: messenger RNA, 2748 nt
Organism: Hipposideros armiger (great roundleaf bat)
Lineage: Eukaryota; Metazoa; Chordata; Mammalia; Chiroptera; Hipposideridae
Gene: TMOD1
Product: tropomodulin 1
Exons: 10
Coding region: 144-1223 (359 amino acids)
Biological process (GO): muscle contraction; pointed-end actin filament capping; myofibril assembly
Cellular component (GO): striated muscle thin filament; cytoskeleton; myofibril
Molecular function (GO): tropomyosin binding
Source: RefSeq, a predicted model, not a curated record